Molecule: messenger RNA, 4606 nt
Organism: Darwinula stevensoni
Lineage: Eukaryota; Metazoa; Arthropoda; Ostracoda; Podocopida; Darwinulidae
Source: the annotation of a GenBank genome assembly
AUGGCGUAUGACAACAUGGCUGACCUCUACGCUGUGGUGAACACAUUGCAGUGCCUGGAGAAAGCAUACAUCAGAGAUGCAGUCACUGCUAAGGAGUACACUGCUGCCUGUUCAAAGCUCUUGGUUCAAGUUAAGGCUGCAUUCAAGCAAGUCCAGGGAGAGGAAUUUGCUACUAUUGAGUCAUUCGUCAAGAAAUUUAAAUUGUUCAUCACAAUCAUGGACAAGCUUCGCCUGUCUCAGCUUGCCAAUGAUGAAUUGCAACCAGAUUUGAAGGAGUUGGCAGAGACAAUAUCCAGGCUUUCAAUUCUUCCUGGUGAUUACAUCGGACGAAACAAGGUUCAAGAGUGGUUGAGCACUAUGAGUAAGAUGUCUGCCUCAGAUGAACUGAGUGAAACUCAAGCAAGGCAACUCUUUGGGGGCUCUGCUUACCCUAUGAUUCAUCUCACUGGAGUUGCUCCAGAUCUCCUUCAGCUGCUGGUUGAAUAUAUCUACCAGGGGAAAGUUGAUGUGCCAACUCAUCUCUUCAAUGACUUUGCCAACCUGGGUCGUAGUCUACUUGUGAGAGGACUCGUUACCCAAGUUGACCAAGAGAUUCGCUCUGAAACUGCUACUUCCUCCUGUCUCAUCUUGGAAGAUGAAGAAAGUUUGGUGAAGAAGACAAAGAAGAAGAAGAAGAGGGAAAAAAGAGAAAAAGAGGUACAAGAACCAAAUCCAGAAUUGGAAAGUGAGGAAAAAACAGACCAAUUCCAAGAGCCCACAAUUGUCCUUUCUCCUGCAACAUCCAAGAGAGAAAUUUUAAAUACAGAUGUACCGGAGGAUGAGUCAAUGUCAGUUGAAGAACUUCCUAAGAAGAAUGAUGAUCAUGAUCAAGAAUUAAAUGCUCCCUGCUCAGAAGAACAAUUGAAGAGGCGGCACCGACGUAGGAAGAGGAGCCGGAGAGGAAAAGAAGAGCCUGUUGAGCAGGAAGACCAUCCAUCCAAAGAAAAAUCUCAAAGUGACAUUGCAGAAAGGAAGGAAUGGGCAAAAUUGAAGAAGCGGAAACGUGUAAGCUGGAAUCAGUUGGUUGUGGCCUCCACACCUCGUCAGCACAUCCACUUCGAUGGCACUGAUGAUGAUGAUGGUGAGGAGAUGGAAGUUGAAAAGGAACGUGACAGUGGAGGAGAAUUUGUGAGGAAUUCUGUGCAAGGUAGAACACAUAGUGCCAUGCAAUAUGAAGAUCAGACAAUGAGCAGAAUAGAAAAUCCUAGUGCCACCCAAGAUCAGAUAGAGAGCAAGCCUGAAGUCAGGUCUCAACAUGUGGCGCUUAAGCUCCUCCCUCGCGUCAUUCGUAUUCCCAAGCCAACUGAACCUCAUAAAGGUCCAAGAGAAAUGAGCAAAGGAGCUCAGCUUAAAGAACCCCAAACAAAUGUUUCCUUCAUCUUGACAAAUGAGGAAACUGCACCCACAAAUGUCUGCACCAAAGAUGUCCCUGCUGCUGCAGAUGCUCGAGUGGAAGAUCAUCUUUCUUUUGACCAGGUCAUAAACCUUUGUAAUGGGUUUGCAACGCAAGGAGGCAUCCAGCCAGGAAUGCCAGAUUGUAAUCAGCUUGAAAUGGUAUCCCAUGCUGAGACAGGACCUGGCAAGAAAUAUGAGGAUUACCCUUUGAUGACUGGACCUCCAAAGGAGAAUGAUAUCAUUGUCUUCAAGAUGUGGAACCUUGAUGAGCAUUACUGUCCUGAGAUUACUGACUACAGGACUGCUCGUGUGAUAACUUUCAGGCCUGAGACUAGAGAGGUUCAGCUGAUGCUUCUGGGACAGAACUUCAAUCUCAAGUGGAACUCGCACACCUCUGAGGUGCUGCGUAGUUUCCAGGAUCUCCGUCUUCAUGAGACCUACACAGACGUUGUACUCUCUUGUGACGGACACUACAUCAAGGCCCAUAAACUAGUUCUUUCGGCCUGCAGCACCCAUUUUGAUAAAAUUCUCCGUAGCACUGGCACCUAUUUCCCUAUCAUCCAUUUCUUUGAGACACGUGUGGAACUUCUGCGUUUGGUGAUACAGUAUAUGUACAAUGGAGAAGUAGAUGUGCCGAGUGAACGGCUGCAUGAAUUCAUCCAGUUGGCUGAGAGCCUGCAGAUCAAAGGACUUGCUGGAACACAAUUCCUCUCUCAUCCACUGACUGCUCCGCAGGCUUAUGUAACCCAUCACCCACAUCAUCAGCAGCAUACCCCUCAUGAGGUCCAUCACCAAGCUGCAGCCUUGCCAGCUCAGGCUGCUGUGUGCUUCUUGCAUGACUUGAGUGGAUUUGCUGUUCAUAUGAUCUAUUUGAGUGAGUCACACUUGAAUGAUUAUCAGAUCCAAGAUGAAUCGGGGAUCACAAAAGGAGUGUUUGCCUUGCCUGGGAGUUCUCUGGCUCAGGAUGGACAUGAAACUGGGAAUGGCCAGGGAACACAAGGGAGACACCAGCAGUCAUCCUCAUCUGGAUCCUCGCACUCUAGCCAGAGCACUCAGGAAGGAGGACCAGCGUCUCCUCACCCAAAACAUAUGCCACCUGACAUUUCGCAACUUUAUCCACUGGAGAGGAUCAACAAUGUGAUAUGGAGAGGGAAGCUGGAGAGUGGAGGUCGUGUCUACUUCUGCUCCCUCUGUCCGUACAAGACACCAGACCGAAUGAAAGCGACCAAUCAUGGGAGAACCCACACGGGAGAACGACCCUUUCAGUGUGAGAUCUGCAAGAAAGCCUACACUCAGCAGUCAAUACUCAAGCGCCACAUCCUCAAGCUGCAUGGCAUGAAGACCCCUGCCUUCGGGCUCAAUUGGCAAGACUCUAGCUCCUGCAUGAGCUAUCUCUGGAGAGUCCUCAGUUUCAUCAGAGACUCUCAGUCAUUGAAAGGGCAUAGCAUCUCUAUUAUGACAUGGAAACCAUAUCUAAGGUUUGAGGAUGCUGACCUACGUUACUUCUUGACUGUGUGGCUUUGGGUUCCUGAGUUCUCAUCAGUGUUCAAAAGCACUGCAGUGCUUCAGCUGGGCUUCUCAGUCAGUGUUGGUUUGGCUGUGGCAGGAAUCUUCUGGUUCCUCUGGGUAUCUGCAAAUGGUUUUUCGCAUCAUCACAUCCUCCAAAAUCUCCAUCACUUUCUCACUCCUCAAAAGUCCCUCUCUGCAGUCAUCUCAGAGAUCAACACUGAGUUUCGGAGAUUUGAUAAGUUUUCUACACGUUUGAAUCACAUUCGGCGUGCAAUAGUGACAGACAGCUGGAUCAUCCAGAUAACUCAGUACACAAUGCAGAUGGCAAGUCAAGAUGAUGCCCUUCUAACCUUGGACAAGAGUGAAGAAUUCGACCUGACUCGAGAUGAACCAUCAGGGGCCCAGUUCCUUUCCCUCACAGUCCGCAGUGGGCGGCAUGGUGUCAAGGCCUUUGUCAUCAGGCAUACUAUUUAUAAUGAAUUCUACUUUAAUAGGGUGAGAUCAACAGAGUAUGCAGAUUUAAGGGGAAAGCUGCGGAGAUCUCCUCUGAAUGUACGCAAUGUUGUGAUUCGACAGACAUUGAGUGAUCGCUUUGUCACAGCUUUUGAAUCCCAAGUUCGGUUGAAUCCACCUGUCCAUUAUGAAGGAGAACGAGAGAACUGCAUAGGUUGUAUGCAAGUGCAGGCAGACACAAUGUUGGUCCGCCGAUGCAUAGAGGAUGGGGUUGGAGAUGCAGAGAGAGAGGGGCGAGGGCCACCCUGCAUGCGAUGCUUCUGUCGACCCAUGUGGUGCCUAUCUUGCAUGGGGAAGUGGUUUGCAUCUCGACAAGACAAACAUCGUCCAGAGACGUGGCUCGCAUCCAAAGCCCCUUGUCCAACAUGCCGGGCCACAUUCUGCAUCCUUGAUGUAUCUCUCAUACGGUGACUUAGACUGUGAUUCCUUAAAAGCCUUCUUUCAUCUCUGUCCAAUGGUGCAUUCAGACAAAAAUUUCUUGACAUAACAUCAUAUUUGAAUUGUAGCUAUGUACACUAUCCAUGAUGGUAUGAUAAGUGAUGAACAAUAAGGUUCAACUCUAAGUCUGUAAAUGGCAUUCUGAGAAUAAUGUGACAUCAGCUUAUUAUUGUUCUCUCAGCGCACACACCUACGCAUAUCACAGUUUCUCCCUAUAGGGGACCCUGCUGAUAAACUUGCAAAGUUGUAGCCAAAAGAGGUGCAUUCCAUUGUCUUAGUACUGGUUCUGUGCGUAAGAUUCUUGAAUUUUAUAAUUAUGCAGCUUUCAAUGCUGUCCCUGUCAUUAAAGCUGAAGUUAUGAGAACAUUUUUGCAAAGUAGCAUUGUGCAUUAGUGGAGACUGUAGUUUUAUAGUGGCUUUUGUUAUUUGGUGUGUGUAGCACCUGUUACUGUACGUAGAAGUCUUUCAGUAAAGUAUAGCCACUGAAUUCUCUCCACCAGGGGGGGUUGUUAGAUAUGUGAAUGAAUACUCAACAAAAAACAAUCUUCCCACUGGUUAGGGCACAUAAAUUGUUGCUGAGCCUGUUUUUCUUUGAUUUUGAUGAGUAUAAGAUAUCUUGAAAUGUAUCAUGAGAUGUCUCCUUCUCAAAUGAAUUGAUGCAUAUGCACUAGUCCCAACAUAUGCCAGGCUCCAAUAUGUAACUACAGGAUUC